Corticium candelabrum is the source of this 1131-nucleotide messenger RNA. Its product is annotated as visual pigment-like receptor peropsin. Gene Ontology annotation, cellular component: membrane. Gene Ontology annotation, molecular function: G protein-coupled receptor activity. NCBI's taxonomy places the organism in Eukaryota, Metazoa, Porifera, Homoscleromorpha, Homosclerophorida, Plakinidae. The record is from RefSeq and is a predicted model, not a curated record. Gene Ontology annotation, biological process: G protein-coupled receptor signaling pathway. The transcript has a single exon. The coding region runs from base 1 to 1131 and encodes 376 amino acids.
AUGUUACUGCGAGAACUUUUCUCUCUAACUCUCUGUUCUGUUUCACGUUGUCGGCAAGGCAUGAACUCUUCUGUCAGUGAAAACCAUACCAAUAACACAGCAGAGUGUGAAGAGUACUGGAGCGGUUACUUUACUGUCGCUUUUACUACAAUACUGGCGAUCGCGUGGCUAGGCGGAGUUAUUACCAACGCCAUCAUCGUUUAUCUGCUUGUUUUCAAGAAGCACUUGGUGAACGCGACGAAUAUUCUGUUGGGAAACUUAUCCGUUGCCACUCUCAUCUAUUUUCUCUUUGGCGUCUCUGUGUCUAUAGUUGCAAUUGCUAAUGGUGGACGGUGGCCAGGAAAUGCCUCGUGCCAGAUGAAUGGUAUCGUCACGGUGUUUGCCUUUUGUGUCGUCUGGCAAGGACACGGUAUAAUCGCCGCGGAGAGAUUCGCCAAAAUCGUUUUUCCGAUGAAGACGGUUUUCACUAUGAAGCGGUCACGUGCAGUGAUCGCUUGCACCUGGAUUGUCUCUCUCUUCGUUGCUCUGAUUCCCGUUGUGAGCGUAUCUUCGAACAGCUAUUCCAUCGACGAUUCUCGCAUCGUGUGUACAAUCGAUUUCAGUUCGUUUGGAUCGCCAACCCCCGUCAUUUUGACCGUCAUUAUGUCGACAUCUCUCGGAACAAUGAUGUUCUCUCAGCUCGGAGUCCAUAGAGUGGCGAGAAGGAUUCGUAUACAAACGCAAAACAGGCAUUUAAUGCAAGGAAUAAACAAGUUUCAAGAGGCCCCCAAACAGGAAUGCGCCUUAGACGACAUCAGGUCUUUAGUCAAUAUCGAAUCGUUUGCGUCAUUGGAAGCAGCCAGGAUACAACGGAUUUCGGACGAUAUCUAUCAAGCGGUGGCGAGCUUCCAGAGCAGCAUUUUGUUCAUAGUCAUGUUUGUACUUCCCAUCUUUGCUUACAUUGUCGUGGCAAACGACAGAUCCAAAGAUUUGUCGAUUUGCGAUGUGAAAGCGAACCCGUCGUUCUACGUUACUGUAAUUCAGGUUGGACUGGCCGCCGUCGACCUGGCUUUCAACCCGCUCGUUUAUGUAAGUCGCAAUUUACCAAUGAAAAAGGGUUUGUGUAGGCUCUUCAAGCGAGAAGAACGGUGA